This is a messenger RNA of Medicago truncatula (barrel medic), 1233 nucleotides long. RefSeq names its product SPX domain-containing protein 2. The transcript has 4 exons. The record is from RefSeq and is a predicted model, not a curated record. Gene Ontology annotation, biological process: cellular response to phosphate starvation. Bases 210 to 986 code for a protein of 258 amino acids. NCBI's taxonomy places the organism in Eukaryota, Viridiplantae, Streptophyta, Magnoliopsida, Fabales, Fabaceae.
AAGUAACACAUAAAAUAGAAUUAUACUGUUAUAUACCCGCACUGUAUUUUUAUAUAGGAAAAAACCGGCCUAACCAAUGCAAAUGUUGAACAUAGAACAUAAUUUAAUACUAAUUCAUCAGUUUAAAUACACUUGACUCAUCUUCAUUUGAACACUCCCUUUGAUCACUCCCUUGUGCAAAAAAGUGAGCAAAGGAUCUUAACAUUGUCAUGAAGUUCUGGAAGAUCUUGAAGAGCCAAAUCGAGCAGACCCUGCCCGAAUGGCGCGACCAGUUCUUGUCCUACAAAAACUUGAAGAAACAGUUGAAGGCUAUGUGUCCCAAAGAUGCUCACACCCCUCCCAUAUGGGAUGCUCACCAGGUCAGCCACUUCCUUUGCCUAUUGGAGGUUGAGAUUGACAAGUUCAACACUUUCUUUGUUAACAAGGAAGAAGAAUACAUCAUCAAAUGGAAGGAGUUGCAAGACAGAGUUGACAGGGUCAUGGAUUAUUCAGAUUUGGAGUUGAUGUCAUUAUGGAGGGAAAUAGUUGACUUCCAUGGGGAGAUGGUUUUGUUGGAGAACUAUAGUGCACUUAACUACACAGGUUUAGUGAAGAUAAUAAAGAAACACGAUAAGCGAACUGGUGGACUACUUCGCUUGCCGUUUAUCCAAGAGGUUCUGAACCAGCCCUUUUUCGAAACUGAUGUGCUUAACAACCUUGUUAAGGAGUGUGAGGUGCUACUGAACAUUCUUUUUACCAACAAUGAUAGCCCUUCUUGCCCUUGCACAUCAACUAGUGAGGAAAAUGAAGAAAAUAAAGAGAAGCUGAUGCAGGUUCCUGAAGAAAUUGCUGAAAUUGAAAAUAUGGAGAAUGUGCUCAUCAAGCUAACUUUAUCAGCAUUGCGUACCUUGGAAGAAAUUCGCGGUCAAAGCUCAACAAAGCAAGGGGUAAAAACUAAAACGUCAGGUGAAGCUUGUGGAGACAAGGAAAAGGUAGCACAUUCAUAGAAUGGAUCCUGAAGCUACUCGUCUUAGUCAAAAUAAUCUGAACCGUCUUUAAGAGAUAUCUUACUAUUAGCAUCAAUUAUGGCUGGUGAAUUGUGAUCACCUGAAUAUUUAUUUAUACUGUUCUAGAUGAAUAACUAAAUAAGUAGUGUAUAGAAAGAAAUCAAGACUGUUUUGCCAUUCAAUGAAGUAUGUAAUAAUGGAUUAAUAUUUGAUAUACAUUAGAGCAUCUAUGUUUCCUUGAGCAUCA